Molecule: messenger RNA, 249 nt
Organism: Brugia malayi
Lineage: Eukaryota; Metazoa; Nematoda; Chromadorea; Rhabditida; Onchocercidae
Exons: 4
Coding region: 1-249 (82 amino acids)
Source: RefSeq, a predicted model, not a curated record
AUGGAAAGUAUUAAAAAAUCAGUAGAAAAGAAUACUCGACCAACAGGUACUCGACGUCAUAGAAAACGUCGAAAUAAGUUACCACCAGGUUAUGAUCAAUGGGACGAUGAAAAUAAACAAUAUUAUGAAGAUGUCACCAGUUAUCAAUUAAAAGGACAUCCAAUGCAUGCUAAUGAAAUGAGAGAUUAUAAGAAUGCUGUAGAAGUAUUUGCUGGUUUAAAAGGAAGUCAAUCGCUUGAUUAUGAUUAA